Molecule: messenger RNA, 1475 nt
Organism: Brassica napus (rape)
Lineage: Eukaryota; Viridiplantae; Streptophyta; Magnoliopsida; Brassicales; Brassicaceae
Product: F-box/kelch-repeat protein At1g24800
Exons: 2
Coding region: 63-1322 (419 amino acids)
Molecular function (GO): protein binding
Source: RefSeq, a predicted model, not a curated record
AGGGGAAAACAGAUAUCGAGAAAAACCCUAAAAUUUGAAUAGCGGGGAGAGUUGGAAAGAGGAUGCCGAAGACGAGGAGGAUGAGCGAUCUUCCGCAGGAAUUGGUUGGGGAGAAGAUACUGACGAAGGUUCCGAUAACAUCAGUGAAGGAGGUUCGAUCUACUUGCAAAAAAUGGGAGGCAAUAACCAAAAGCUGGGUGGUUUUGGGUAAAGCAGCAGCAGCAGCAGCAGCAGCAGGGCCGCAUGAGUUUCUGGGGUUCAUGACGAUGAAUGCCAAGGUCUACUCUCUGAGGUUCCAUCUCCGCGAAGAAGAAGAAGAAGAUUUGGUUGUUGAUGUGUCGGCAAAGCAGGUAGAUUUGCUUAAUCAGUUGGAGAUAUCAAAGGUAUAUCACUGCGAUGGGUUGGUGUUAUGCGUGGCUACGGACCACUCGAAGCUGGUGGUGUGGAACCCUUACCUGUGUCAAACAAGGUUGAUCGGACCGAGAGAAAACUUCAACAUAAGAGACAAUUACGCCAUCGGAUACUCCUCCUCCUCCUCAGAGCGCGACCACAAAAUCCUGAGGUUUGUGGAUGAUUACAGUGCCCCUGGACCAACACGCGUUUUCAGGUGCGAAAUCUAUGGAAUUAGCUCUGAUUCAUGGAGAGUCCUCAAGCCCAAGCCCGAGUGGAAGAUACAGAUAAAUGAGCAUCACCGAGGCGUGUCUGUCAAGGGAAACACCUACUUUUUUGCUCACGAGAGGUUUGUUGUUAUAGAUGACUUUGGCGGAAGGGACUGCGAGGUGGAAGAUUUCUUACUCUGUUUUGAUUUUACCAAAGAGAGGUUUGGACCACGCCUCCCUCUUCCUUUUCACUCUUACAAUGAAGACUGCGUCACCCUCUCAAACGUUAGAGAUGACCAGCUUGCGGUCCUGUUUGGUGCUUUUGAAUCUGACAGUUUUGAGAUUUGGGUUACCCUUACUGUUGAGCCCGACCAUGUGUCCUGGAGCAAGUUUUUGCUAGUGGAACCGGGGCCUGCUUUGAAGUUUAAGCUUAAUGAUUAUUUUGGUGGGAGCUUCUUUGUUGAUGAGGAAAACAAAGUUGCUGUGGUGUUUGAAAUAUCUGAUCCUCAUCAACACACCGCUUUUGUCUUUGGACAAGCCGGCUACAUCCAAUCUGUGAAUCUCGGACAAGUUACCAAAAUCCAAUACCUUUGCCCCUAUACCACAAAGCACCUUGAAGCCCUUCUUCCUCCACUUGUUUGCUCUUCCUCUUACCGUCCAAGCUUAAUGCAAGUCAAGCGAACCCCUCUGCACAAAAGGAAACGCCACCUGCUCAGGGGUUAAAAUUGAGCAUGUUAAUCUGCAGUCCAAGUUUGGUUGUGAUCGCAGUUCCGUCUAUCUAAUCUCUUUUUGUCUCUAAGACUCUUGUGUUUAAACUCUUGUAGUGUUUUUGACAUUGCCCCUAUGUUUUCCAUGGUCUAUCUUGUGUUUGUCUUA